Messenger RNA from Rotaria sp. Silwood1, 1272 nucleotides. NCBI's taxonomy places the organism in Eukaryota, Metazoa, Rotifera, Eurotatoria, Philodinida, Philodinidae. The record is from the annotation of a GenBank genome assembly.
AUGAAGAUGAAUUAUUCAUCAAUACGUUUUUGGUCAACAUUAAUAACAGAUUUUUUUGAUAUUAAAAUUAAUGUUAUUAAUCAAGAUUUUGGUGGAUCAACACUUAAACAAUGUAUGCAACAAUUUAAACGUAUUAUUUUACCAUUAGAACCACGUUUAUUACUUUGUUAUGCUGGUGAAAAUGAUAUAACAAAUAAUCAAACACCGACAAAUAUACAAUUUAUAUUAACAAUUCGUCGAUUUGUUUCAUUAUUACCGAUUGUUUAUAUUUCAAUAAAACCCAAUCCAAGGCGAUAUGAUAAAAUCAUUCAAAUGAAUAUAACUAAUAAUCUUAUACGAGAGGAUAUUCAAAAUAUGAAUAAUGUUGAUUAUAUUGAUAUUUUUAAUCAAAUGUUAACAUCAGAUGGAAUACUUCGAUCAGAAUUAUUCAUAUCAGAUAAUUUACAUAUGAAUGGACAAGGUUAUGUUAUUUGGACAAAAGCUGCUAAAAAUUAUCUACGAAUGAAUGGUUUUAUAUCUAAAGGUUUAAUAAUUGUCUUAAAAAUCGGAAUGGCUUCGAUUUUAAGUCGAUCAUUUCUGAUGAUGUCUCUUCGUAAAUCUUCAUCGUUUAAACGUUAUCCAUUAGUUUAUAUUCGUUCUAUUUCUUCUGAUCAUCAUCAUCAACAUCAACAUUAUCGUCCAUUAAUGCUCAUGGAUCUUCCACAUAUAGCUUAUCCAAAUAUAUUUCUCAUCAUAAAAAAUUUCUUUUCUCGACUAAUUAUUAAUGGACAUUUUGAUUCAACAUUUGCUAUAAAACCAUUUUGUGAUGGUGCUCGACAAGCCUUAACCGUUGUUUCACAGUUAAUUGGUAAUGGUCAAUUUGAUGAUCUUCCUGGAUUUGUUACACGAGAGGUUAUUAAUGAAGUUAAACAAAAUUAUGAACAUUUAUCAUCGCAACAAAAACAACAAAUUCCUGUUGAAGAAGGAGAAAUUAUUUUUUCUUGUCCAUAUCUUAUUGGUCUUAUUAUGGAUGAACAAGCAAAUACACGUAUGGUUGAAAUAACAAUGAUUUUCCAUGUAUUGAAAAAUCCUGAAUUAUAUCGAGAAGAAAUGUUCGAAGGUUCUGGUAGUGCUUUUUCAAAUUGGCUAUCAACAGUCAAAAAAAUGCGUGAUAAUAUUAUUGUUUGUAAUUAUAAAUUUUUACGUGAUAUGAGUAAAAAUGCUUCAGAUGAUAGUUGGAUUAUUACUGGACUUAAUCAUUGGUCACCGAAUGAAUAUUUUCAACAAAGCUAA